This is a messenger RNA of Meloidogyne enterolobii, 1236 nucleotides long. The record is from the annotation of a GenBank genome assembly. Lineage: Eukaryota; Metazoa; Nematoda; Chromadorea; Rhabditida; Meloidogynidae.
AUGAACAAUUUAAUUAUUAUUUUUAUUUUUUUCUUUUUAUUAUUUUUUCAAUUAAAUUAUUCUCAAAAAUGUUAUCAAACAAAAUUUACUAAUUUUAUUAAAUCAAAAGAACAACAACAAUGUAUUGUUAAUAAACGUUUUUUACUUUAUUCUGUUAAUCGUGGAGAAGGCUUCAAUUUAAGAAGGGAUGUUUAUAUGAGAGUGGCUAAUGUUGUUAGACAACUUAGAGAGAAAGGUCAUCUUUUUACACUUGUUUUACCUCCAUGGCAAGGUAUUUGGCAUUGGCACGAUCCAAAAUUAAGAAUUUUUUGGAAAGAAUUAUUUGACAUUGAAAGUUUAAAUAAAUUUGUUCCGGUUAUGGAAUUUAAUGAAUUUACUAAAAAGAAAAAAAAUUCGGAAUUAAUUAUUGAUUCUAUUUUUUAUCUUCAACAUUAUCAAGAAGGGUGGUCAGAAAGUAAAGGUUUUGAAAUUAAAUAUGAGAUUCGUCCUUGUAUUGAUGCAAAUAAAUAUUACAGAAAAAGUAGGGCAAAAUGGUUAGGCGACUUUUCUGGCCAAAUAUUAACUUUCAACGAACUAAAAUGUCUUUCAAUACAAGGCCAAUCGAGUACUUUAGUUGAUGCAAUAAUUGAAUUAAUGAAUAAUAAACAAACAAUUCUCGUUGACAGAACCGAAACAAUUUUACAUGACAAUUUUGGAGAUGUUAAUUAUUGGAAAGCAAGAAUGUCAAUGAAUUAUUCAAAAAAAUUAAAAAAUAUUGGAGAUAAAUUUAGAAAAGAAAAGUUUCCUUUGGGGAGUGAAUUUAUUUGUGCACAUUUAAGGCGUGGGGAUUUUGUUUGGGCACAUAAAGAAAUUAUUCCAUCUUUGAGUGGAGCGGCGAAUAAGUUAAAAGAUUUAUCAAAUAAACUUGGUCUCAAAAAUAUUUUUAUCUGUACUGAUGCUAAUAAUGAAGAGGUUAACAAAAUUACUUCUAUUCUAAACGAGAGUGGAUUAAUUGUUGAUCGCUUUAUUUCUCAAGAAUUAUCACCUGCAGAAGUUUCUAUUAUUGACCAGUGGAUUUGUGCACAUUCCAAAUACUUUAUAGGAACACAUCAUUCAACUUUUUCAUUUAGAAUACACGAAGAUAGAGAAAUAUUGGGUCAUUCAUCAGAAACGACAUUUAACAGAUUUUGUGGAGAAAAGGAGAAAGAGGGGAGGGAAUGUGAACAACCUGCCAAAUGGAGAAUUUUACUUGAUUAA